This is a messenger RNA of Cynara cardunculus var. scolymus (artichoke), 1386 nucleotides long. Its product is annotated as pentatricopeptide repeat-containing protein At4g21190-like. Gene Ontology annotation, molecular function: protein binding. The coding region runs from base 200 to 1000 and encodes 266 amino acids. Lineage: Eukaryota; Viridiplantae; Streptophyta; Magnoliopsida; Asterales; Asteraceae. The record is from RefSeq and is a predicted model, not a curated record. The transcript has 2 exons.
CGUUUUUGCUGGUAACGAUUCUGCAAGAGUGUCCGCUGCCUUUGCACCGCCAUCGUUAUCCUGCAAGCGAACGCCGUCGUAUAAUCACUCCGUCGUCUAUCUCUGAUGGAAUUUGACCUUUAGAAAAUGCAUAUCCGCAAGCUCAUCGAAUUAAAUCGAUCUUGAGGGUAUUGAUUGAGGCAGCUGUGUUUUCUUGGAAAUGUUAAGGUCCAACGCAAUCGCUGGUCUAAUUAGACCAAUGAGGCAACUUGGUAUAUUCAGAGUGCCAAUCUCGAACUGCAGUCAGCUCACAGUGAUACAAGAUCAUAUACCCACCCCAGUUGAUGAAAAUUACUUACAGGACCAUUUCAACAUAGGAAAGGAUGCUGAAGGGAUAGGAAAGCUCCAAAAAACUUACAAUGUGUCCAAAAAGGACAAGAUCAGUGUUCUUGUAAGAUCACUUCUUGAUCUUGAAGACAGUAAAGAAGCAGUCUAUGGUGCACUUGAUGCGUGGGUUGUGGGGGAACGGGAAUUCCCUAUUGGACGGCUUAAGACAGCACUGAUUGCCCUUGAGAAAAUGCAAGAAUGGCAUAAAGUUGUGCAGGUUAUUAAAUGGAUGUUAAGCAAGGGGCAGGGUGUGACAGUUGGAACAUAUGGACAGUUGAUACGUGCAUUAGAUAUGGACCUCAGAGUAGAAGAAGCAAACAAGUUAUGGGCUAAGAAACUUGGUAGGGAUGUGCAAUCAGUGCCUUGGAAAGUAUGUGAUAUCAUGAUAUCUGUGUAUUACCGGAAUGAGAUGUGGGAAGAGCUUGUAAAGCUUUUCAAAGGCCUUGAAGCACAUGGUCGUAAACCCCCAGAUCAAUCUAUAGUGAAAAAAGUAGCUGAAUCAUAUGAGAAGCUAGGUUUAGUUGAAGAGAAGGAGCGUUUUGUCGAGAAAUACAAGAGUUCAUUCACUAAAACACGGGGAAAAUAUGGAAGGAAAGCAAGCAAGGAAUCAUCGGUCACAAAGAUUUCCUCAUAGACCAAUGAGUGGCUUAACGAGGAAAUUAAAGAGCUUUAUUAUUGGAAUUCUGGGUCUAAGUGAAUUCUGAAACUAUUGAAUACGGGUGCAAAUAUCUUGGAGUUAUAAGUAGGUUUCUACUGUGGACAUGAAUGGAUCCUCCAAGUGACUUAUAGCCACAAUAUUAAGCACCUUGAAGCUUGGCACAUUGGAUGUACAUCAUGAAUCAAAUGCUUCAUGCAGUUUCUUUUUCUACUUUAUCUAUUUAUAACAAGUCAGUUAAGGUAUCUAAUAUAUAUUUUAUCCUUUCAUAAUCUUCAUUUGUGGUCUAUACAGAUGGACUAAAUACUUUCAUAGUCUUGUAUGUACAUCAUCCCAUUCCCAUAUGUUCAUCUUAAUUCGGGUCA